This is a messenger RNA of Meyerozyma guilliermondii ATCC 6260, 1497 nucleotides long. RefSeq lists its product as uncharacterized. Lineage: Eukaryota; Fungi; Ascomycota; Pichiomycetes; Serinales; Debaryomycetaceae. Gene Ontology annotation, cellular component: proteasome regulatory particle, base subcomplex; proteasome storage granule; nucleus. The transcript has a single exon. The record is from RefSeq and is a predicted model, not a curated record. Gene Ontology annotation, biological process: proteasome-mediated ubiquitin-dependent protein catabolic process. Bases 1 to 1497 code for a protein of 498 amino acids.
AUGGCACUUGUUUCUGCCGCUCCCUAUCUCGCCCUUCUAGGCGAUCUGGACCCCAGUCUCAAGGCUUAUGCUUUGAGUUCCCUCAACGAUGUCGUAGACGAACUUUGGGCCGAAAUUGCAAACUCCAUCACCGAAUUGGAAGAGCUCUACGAAGACCCCAAUUUUGAAAAACGGUCGCUCGCCGCCUUGAUUAUGUCCAAGGUCUACUACAACUUGGGCGACUUCGAGGCGUCGGUGAGAUACUCGUUGUGUGCUGGCGACGAGUUUGACGUUGAAGAACAAUCGCAAUACAUUGAAACCAUUGUGUCGCAAUGCAUCAGUCUCUACAAUACUUUGAGUCAGCAAGCGUAUAAUGACAAAUCGGUCAAGAUCGAUCCACGGUUGACGACGAUUUUCGAAAAGAUGUUGGACCGGUGUGUGAGUAAUGGAGAUUUGAAGCUUGCUUUGGGUGUUUCGUUGGAAAGCUAUCAUCUCGACAACGUUGAACGUAUUCUCAAACAAGUGAAAAACGACGAAACAGCGUUGAGUCUCAUCAACUACGUGGUUAUGUGUUCUAAUACUGUGCUUGAAGACUCGUCUUUCAGAACCGACGUGUUGAAAUCCAUGAUCCAACUCCUUUUGGGUUUGAAGACUCACAGAGACUUCUUUUCCAUCUUCAAGGUGAUUGUCCAGUUAGGUGACACCUCGUUGGCUGUCCACUUGUUUGAGCAGCUUCUCGAUAGCGACGAUGCGUUGACUGCAUACCAAGGAGCAUUUGACUUGGUGGGCACUGCUUCCCAGGAACUCCUUGACAAUAUCCUCGAAAGUCUCGAAAAACUAGACAAAUCGAAUCAUCCUGCCCAAUUUGCUCGUUUGACUCAUAUCUUGACUGGAGUGCCGCUGUGCGACUUGGAAAUUACCUUCCUUUACAAGAACAACAACACCGAUAUCUCCAUUCUCAACAAGACGAAAAACUCGCUCGAAGGACGCAGUUCUAUAUUCCAUUCCGCUGUGACAUUCGCCAAUGCCUUUAUGCAUUGUGGAACCACUGAUGAUUCGUUUUUCCGUAAGAAUUUGGAAUGGUUGGGUAAGGCUACCAACUGGUCAAAGUUUUCUGCUACCGCUGCCUUGGGUGUCAUUCAUAAAGGUAACUUGUCCCAAGGACGUAACAUCUUGAAGCCAUACCUCCCUGGUUCCUCCGGAUCUCCACAUACAAAGGGUGGCUCUCUCUUUGCUCUCGGUUUGAUUUUUGCCGGACAGGGUCGUGAUGCUAUCGAUUACUUGAAACUGUUCUUGGAUGAAGCCAUGGUAGUACUGCUGGUAAUAAUGACAACCGAUGUUAUGCUCCACGGCGCUUGUCUUGGAUGUGGUGUGGCUGGCAUGGGUUGCAGAAACGAAAACCUCUUGGAAGGCUUUGAAGGUGGUAUUGUAUUCAGACUCGGCUAUUUCAGGACAAGCGGCUGGGUUAGCCAUGGGUUUAGUCAUGUUGGGCUCAGGAGACCAAACGAUCGCUCGUGA